GCGAUUUAAAUAUUAUUCUUGAAUAAUUAACAAGGUCAAAAAGAAUUUACAUCUAUGAAGUAGAACAUUUAUUUAUUUGUUCAGUUUUAAUUAUUCAAUUGUGGUAAGUCUACAGAAAAAUAAAGCGCAUGCGCAACUAUACUCGUGUAUAACAACAGAUUAAAUAUGUGUUAGUAUUAAAUGACGUGAGCGCGCAAAUAUUCUCACAUAUUCGACCAGUGGUAAUGACAGCAGACGGCGAUUUACUUUGUUCAUAUUAUAACGUUGUUAAAAUUGACGUUCUUGCAUUUAUUUGGCAAAGUUGGAUAUUACUUAAAUCAUCGUAUCAGUAAUGUGAAUGGACAACUACGCGGAAUAGAAGAAUAAUAUCAAUGCUAACAGUAACCAGCAGGUCAUUGUGAAAGUGUCGAGUGUCCGAUAUAGCGCCAAGCAAAACAUGGAAGUAUUGGAUCCUAGUGUUACAAGAGACGAUCAGCCUCUGUGCAUCAAUGAUUCUCUAGACAGAGUUAAUGCAUCAUCUGUACCAACAGAUACAAAAUCAUGUAUAAAAGCAAGGUAUACGUUGGGUUUUUUAGGAUUUAUGGGAUUUGCUCUUGUGUAUGCCAUGAGAGUAAAUUUAUCUGUAGCUAUUGUUUCAAUGGUUAAUCAAACAGCAAUAUCACAUAAUGAUGAAAACAAUACUUCUGGCGUUUGUCGUAAAGAAAAACCCAUUAAUGGGACAUUUAUACCCAGUGCAGGGGAGUUUAACUGGGAUGAAAAGACGCAAGGUGUUAUAUUAGGUGCUUUUUUCCUUGGCUACGUAACUACGAAUGUCCCAGGUGGUAGAAUGGCAGAAAAAUUUGGUGGAAAACUAAUAUAUGGAUUAGGAGUGUUUCUAACUGCUGUACUCACUGUUAUUAGUCCUUUUGCAGCAUAUGCAGGAUUAAUACCAUUUUUAGCUGUAAGAGUAGCAGAAGGAUUCACAGAGGGUGUUACAUUCCCUGCAAUGCAUAGUAUGUUAGCACAUUGGGUACCUCCUUUAGAGAGAAGCAAAUUUGCUGCAGUAGUAUAUGCAGGUUCAAAUUUUGGAACUGUUAUAUCUUUACCAGUGAGUGGAUGGUUGUGUUCAUUGGAACUUUGGGGUGGUUGGCCCCUUGCAUUUUAUUUAUUUGGAGGACUUGGUAUUAUUUGGUAUGCAUUUUGGUUAAUUUUUGUGUUUGAUACACCUGCACAACAUACAAAAAUCGACCCUCUUGAAAGAGCAUUUAUUGAGGCUAGUGUGGAGAAGAAAGAUGAGGAUAAUGAUGCAGGAGUUCCAUGGUUAUCAAUAUUUACAUCAAUGCCUAUGUGGGCUAUAACAGUGACACAAUGUGGACAAGCAUGGGCAUUUUACACUCUUUUGACAGAAUUACCAACAUAUAUGGAUAAAAUUUUGCAUUUCGACGUGCAACAGGAUGCAUUUCUUUCAGCACUUCCUUAUUUAAGUUCUUGGUUAGUCGGCCUUGGUAUUUCAAGUUUCGCAGAUGCCCUUCUUGCCCGUCAGAUUUUAUCUCCCUUAGCAUCAUUCAAAUUAUGGAACACAGUGGCUUCAGUAGGACCGAGUCUCAGUUUUAUUGGUGCUAUCUGGGCUGAAUGCGAUCGCAUGACUGUUAUGAUGAUGCUUGCUGUACUAGGAUCUCUACAAGGAGCCGUUUAUGCAGGGAAUCAAAUGAAUCAUAUUGCUUUAGCACCCCGAUUCGCGGGAACCCUUUAUGGGCUUACGAAUGCGGCAUCAAAUGCUUGCGGAUUCUUAGCACCAUAUGUUAUUGGAAGAAUAGUUCAAGGACAUGAAACGUUGGCUCGUUGGCACACAGUAUUUUGGUUAGCAGCAGUAAUAAAUGUGGCAACUAAUUGCUUUUAUUUGAUCUUCGCAUCUGCUACGGAACAGCCUUGGAGUAAAGGUAGCAGUUGAUGACAAAAUUUUAUUAGACGUGAAAUAUUUAACAUAGAGAGUAAUUCAUCAUUAGACCGAGUUGCUCUCAGUUCAUUUUAAUUAUUGUCAAUUUGGCACAAAUUUUGUUUUUAAUACUAUUUUUAACGAAUUAACAACUUCUUAUUGAUUAAGAAGUCUUAACCUAUGUUUUUUGCAACAGUAUUUACUAUUACGUUAAUUUAGUUCAAGUACUGAACUUGUAACAUUCCAAAGAAACUGUUCAC
This is a messenger RNA of Megachile rotundata (alfalfa leafcutting bee), 2175 nucleotides long. RefSeq names its product major facilitator superfamily transporter 10 (gene MFS10). Gene Ontology annotation, biological process: transmembrane transport; monoatomic anion transport. Gene Ontology annotation, molecular function: transmembrane transporter activity. Gene Ontology annotation, cellular component: membrane. The record is from RefSeq and is a predicted model, not a curated record. NCBI's taxonomy places the organism in Eukaryota, Metazoa, Arthropoda, Insecta, Hymenoptera, Megachilidae.